CCUGGCUUCCGCGCGCCCCAGGAACAGCUGGGACCGUGGAGAGCGGUCGGGCGAGCCCCGGCCCUGCCACGCGCCGGGCUCUGCCUUCCUCCUCCUCUUCCACCUCCUCCCCGCCGCUGCGGACUCCGCCUGCGGCUUUGUUUUCCUCCCAGGUCUCAUUCCCCACACGUGAUACCGUGUUAUUGCAAAGAGCGCUUCGGAGCGCGAGCGCGGGGCGCGCGCACCUAUAAAUACGGCCGGCCGAGCCGGGAGCCCGCGAUCGCGCGGCGCGCAGGGCCGCCAAGGCACGGGUGGGUCCCCGGCGCGGAGGGCGAGCUAGGCGCGCGUGAGUCCCAGCGGCGCCCGAGCGCCCAGGGCCCAGCAUGGCCCGCCCGCGGGAGGGCAGGGCCGCCGCCUCGCACACCGCCCGCGCCCCGCGCCCUGCCCAGCCCGGGUCGCCGAGGCUCGCGGCCGCCGCUUAGCACUAGGCACCCGCCACUCGUUUCUCCGGCUCCGCGGAACUGACGCCGCAGACGGACACAAUGGCGGCGGCGACCGCCACCGCGGGCACGGCCGCCUGCAGCAGCAGCAGCAGCAGCCGCGGCGGCACGGACGCGGCGGCCACCAGCGGGGUGCAGCCGCCGCCGCCUCCGGCGGCCACCGCUCAACCCGAGCCUCUCCGUAAGCCGCGCGUGGACCCGCGCCGCCGCCAGGCUGCCCUGUCCUUCCUCACCAACAUUUCGCUGGACGGACGGCCGCCGCUGCAGGACGACGAGUGGGGCGGCGGCGAGGAGGGCGGCGCGACCAAACCGGGAGCGAGGGCUCGGCUCAGCCUGCUGGCCGCCGGCUGCAACGCGUUCUCGGCACCGGGCACCGCGGCCGCGCCGUGGACUGCCGGCUCUAGCCCUUGCCCGCUGCCGCCCUCCCUGGUCCACCGGGCGUCGGGCGAAUCGCUGCCUCCCCGUUCAGCUCCAGCCGUCCCCGGUGCUCAGCUGCAGCUGCCGGACGGGCCGGGGGGCGCCGGACAGGAGGAGCUGGAGGAGGACGAUGCCUUCACCAACGUGCAGGUGCCACUGGCCAGCUUCUUGGGCUCCGGGACCCCCGGGAGUGCGAGCGGCAGUCGGGGCCGCCUCAACUCGUUCACUCAGGGAAUCCUGCCCAUCGCCUUCUCCAGGCAGAACUCGCAGAACUACUGCGCCUUGGAGCAGCCAGGCCAGGGCGGUAGCACCAGCGCCUUGGAGCAGCUGCAGAGGUCCCGACGUCGACUCAUCUCCCAGAGAUCAUCUUUGGAGACCUUGGAAGAUAUUGAGGAGAAUGCCCCUCUCCGGAGAUGUCGAACACUCUCAGGUUCUCCCAGACCAAAGAAUUUUAAGAAGAUUCAUUUUAUCAAGAACAUGCGUCAGCACGAUACUAGGAAUGGCAGAAUAGUCCUUAUCAGUGGCAGAAGAUCCUUCUGUAGUAUAUUUUCCGUGCUGCCGUAUCGAGACAGUACCCAAGUCGGGGACCUGAAGUUGGAUGGAGGGAGACAGUCAGCAGGGGCCAUGAGCCUGAAGGAGAUCAUUGGCCUUGAUGGUGUGGAGCUGGGGGCUGAUGGGAAGACAGUGUCCUAUACCCAGUUUCUAUUACCCACAAAUGCCUUCGGAACCCGGAGGAAUACCAUAGACUCCACCUCCUCCUUCUCCCAGUUCCGGAACCUGAGCCACCGCAGCCUCUCCAUGGGCCGGGCCAGCAGCACCCAAGGGAGCCUUGAUGCAGGAAGUGACCUGGGAGACUUUAUGGACUAUGACCCAAAUCUCCUGGAUGACCCCCAGUGGCCUUGUGGCAAGCACAAGCGAGUGCUGACAUUCCCUUCCUACAUGACCACAGUGAUUGACUACGUGAAGCCCUCAGAUCUCAAGAAGGACAUGAAUGAAACCUUCAAGGAAAAGUUUCCUCACAUUAAGUUAACACUCAGCAAAAUCAGGAGUCUGAAGAGAGAGAUGCGGAAGCUCGCCCAGGAGGACUGUGGCUUUGAAGAGCCCACAGUGGCCAUGGCCUUCGUCUACUUUGAGAAGCUCGCACUCAAGGGGAAACUGAACAAGCAGAACCGGAAGCUCUGUGCUGGAGCGUGUGUGCUGUUAGCAGCCAAGGUCGGAAGUGACCUCAAAAAGCACGAAGUCAAGCAUCUAAUUGAUAAACUGGAAGAGAAGUUCCGACUGAAUAGGAGAGAACUGAUUGCCUUUGAAUUCCCAGUGUUGGUGGCCUUGGAGUUUGCACUUCAUCUGCCAGAGCAUGAAGUCAUGCCCCACUAUAGACGCCUGAUCCAGAACUCCUAGCACAGGCCCUAAGAGGGCCAAGGACUGCGUCCUCCGAGUGCGGUGAAGCUUCACUUACUCCCAGAGACAGGAGUCAAGCUGAGUUACCCAGAGAGUCUCCUUGCAGCUUUAUUUUCACAGAGAAGCUGUACCUGGACCUUGCUAGGGAGACGCCGCUCAGGCUGGCCAAGACGAGGCAUGUGCUGGGGAUGCUGGAGGCCCUCCCUGGUCCCACAGCCGGAACUCAGUGCCGUUCUUCCUCCCAGGCACAUGUGACAUUUGAAGCUGCCCAGGGCCUUUACUGCAGUCUGGUUCUGACUGGGAGCAUGCUGUGCUGGAGCAGAGGGAACCAAAUGUGCAGGCUUGGGGGACGAGACUUAAAGUCCCCUCUCCCUGUGUCAGGAGUGUGCCAAUCUAUUUUUAUAUCUGCCAUCGGAAGUGCACUUUCCCUGGGCACAAGGGUGUGGGUGUGCAGAUGUCUGAGGGGCACUGUUACACUUGACCCCCAAAGCCAAUCCCCACCUUCUAUGGAGCUGACUUGCAAUGAUUUCUAGGUAACAAUGACUCAGAUCCAGAGUGACAGAACUGCUCUUAGGAAAUAACACUGUCUAUGAGACUACCUGCCACCCACUGGACAGAGGAACAGUUCUCGGUGUAGGAUAAGUCACGUGCAGAGUGGCGCGCUCCGACCUUCCUGCCGUCAAACCAUGGGCUUCUGUCUAGCCUCUAGCUCUGGCCUGUGGAGACAUGAGGGCUGCACUCCAUAGCGUGUAUUCUUGUGCUCUAUGUUAGAGUGCAUAAUGAGCGCAUUUAUUGUGCUAAAUACAUAUAUAUGUGUGUGUUUUAUAAAAGUCUGUAUUGGGGGUAAGACGCAUGAUUGGUGUCUUGUGGCUUUUGCAGCUGGGACAAACUACAUUUCAAGCUGUGGUUAAGUUGAUUGUUAGUACAAAAUUGUGACUUGUCCUGAUUCUCUCUGGGACUGCCUGUCCUGAAGCAUUAACCAUGCUGACACCUGGUAGUUACACAGGUGUAACUUUACUGAAGAAAGCUUGUGGCCAUGGAUAAAGAAUUAAAAUAUUUUGUUCUUUUACAGAUACAUAAA
This is a messenger RNA of Onychomys torridus (southern grasshopper mouse), 3375 nucleotides long. RefSeq names its product Cdk5 and Abl enzyme substrate 1 (gene Cables1). The record is from RefSeq and is a predicted model, not a curated record. Gene Ontology annotation, biological process: regulation of cell cycle; nervous system development. Bases 522 to 2294 code for a protein of 590 amino acids. The transcript has 10 exons. Gene Ontology annotation, cellular component: cytosol. NCBI's taxonomy places the organism in Eukaryota, Metazoa, Chordata, Mammalia, Rodentia, Cricetidae.